Molecule: messenger RNA, 3747 nt
Organism: Closterium sp. NIES-65
Lineage: Eukaryota; Viridiplantae; Streptophyta; Zygnematophyceae; Desmidiales; Closteriaceae
Source: the annotation of a GenBank genome assembly
AUGGCUACCCCCAGUGUCCUAGCUUUUGACGCUGAGGGUAGGGCCAUUGACUUCGAGGUCUGGGUAGAUGACCUACAGCUGUUCUUACAGUGCGAUAGGGCAGACGGUCUCUCUCUCUUUAACCUCACCUCUGGCGCGUCCCCUGCCCCUGCUGCUGAUGCUGACGCCACUGUUCGUUCCCAGUGGGCCACACGCGAUGCUGCUGCACGUCUUGCUGUGCGUCGCCACCUCCCUACCUCCGAGCGUGCACACUUUAGUCAGCACAAGAGUGCUCAGACCUUGUACGACGCUGUAGUUGCACGCUACUCCUCCCCUGCCACUGCUGCACUGAGCCGUCUCAUGCUGCCGUACCUCUUCCCUGACCUUGCUGCCUUUCCCACAGUCGCUGAUCUCAUUACGCACCUCCGCACUAGUGACACUCGCUACCGCGCUGCGCUUCCUCCUGAAUUCUGCGCCAAGAACCCCCCCCCCCCCAUCUACAUCAUCCUCUACUUCAUAGUCACCCGCCUCCCUGACUCCCUUAGAGUAGUCAGGGACCACUUCCUAGCUGUGUGCCCCACCACCCUCACCAUUGACCACCUCGAGAAGGGUGUUCUCCCUCCCCCCUCUUGCCCUCUGUCACUUCUGCUGCUGCUGCUGCUGACCUCGUUGGUUUCGAGUCGGUCGGCGCUGCGUCUGCCCCUUCGGGGAAGCGCCGCGCAGGCAGGGGCAAGGGGGGCAAGGGCGCUGGAGGAGCUGGCGGGGGCGGUGGAGGUGGCGGUGGGGGCGGCGGAGGGAGUGGGGGUGGUGGAGGGAGUGGUGGAGGAGGUGGGGGUACCGGUGGCGCCAGUGGGGGUGGAGGCGGCGGCAGUGGCGGAGGGAGCGGAGGCGGCGGCGGUAGCGGAGGCGGCGGCGGUGGUGGCGGAGGCGGCGGAGGAGGCGGAGGAGCUGGUCGCGAGUCUACGCAGAGGAGUGGCUCCGGUGCGGGGUGGGAGUUUUGGUCCGUGCACCUACGUCCUGCGCACCGGCGACCGUGCGGGUGAGCAGUGUGGGGGUGCGCACCCCACCCAGCGCUGCUUUGGCCGCCUGACGGACGCGUGGCGUCACCAGUUCCCUGAGGCAACAAAGAUCCCUCGCUGGGGCGAGCUGUCUAGGGCGGGAGUAGCCAUCUAUGAUCUUGAUUCUGAUGCUAUCUUGUCUGCCAUGUACUCUGUGACUAUUAGUGAUGAGGGUGACUGUUACCGGUGUUUCCCGCCCGAUCCGGGCAUUGAGACUGCUGCUCUAGAUACUGGGACGGCUGCUGCCCUAGGUGCUUGCGACGCUGCUGCUUUAGGUGCUAGUGCGUCUGCGUCCUCAGGUACUGGUGAGUCUGCGCUCUCAGGUACUACGUCGGCUUCGGCCUCCCUCACCUUCACCCUUGACUCUGGGGCUUCUCGCUCCUUUCGGGACCGCACCACACUUACGCCGCUUAGUCAGCCGGUUGCGGUGUCUCUGGGUGACCCCUCUGGGGGUCCUGUCCUGUCUCACUUCUCCACAGUCCUCCUGUGUCCGGCGGCUCCCUCUAGCACCCUGUCUGGUCUCUACCUCCCCUCGUUCUCUACAAACUUGGUGAGUGGUGCUGACCUACAUGAUGGGGGAGUGCACCAGUUCACUCCUGCGCGUCAGCGAGUGACGCACUGCACAGAAGCUCGCACAGGCCGACACCUGGCUAUGUUUACACGUCAGCCGGGGUCAAGCCUGUACACACUGACCACUGCGUCUCCUCCAGUUGCUGAGUCUGGUAGGGUGUCUGCGUCAGGUCAGGUGUUUGCUGCAGCGUCCAGGUCUGGUCCUGUAUCUGCCCCCUGUUCGUGUCGUCUCCUCUCUCACGAGACUCUCCUCUGGCACCACCGCCUUGGUCACCCCUCUCUGCUUCGGCUCAGAGGCAUGGCCUCCCGUCUUCUUGUUUCUUGUCUCCCCAGGUCCCUCCCUCCUCUUCCUCAGGGGCCUGGCCCUUCCUGUGUCCCCUGUGUCGAGGGGCGCCAGAGGGCUGCCCCUCACUCCUCCCAGUUUCCUCCGACAGAGGCCCCGCUGCAGACGCUUCACAUGGACGUGUGGGGCCCCGCCCGCGUCCGUGGACAGGGUCACGAGCGCUACUUCCUGCUUGUUGUUGACGACUACUCGCGUUACACCGUAGUCUUCCACUUGCGCAGCAAGGGUGAUGUCACUGAGGUGAUGAUCGACUGGAUCCGCGCAGCUCGUCUCCAGCUCAGGCAGAGCUUUGGCUCGGACUUUCCUGUUCUGCGUCUGCACUCGGACAGAGGCGGAGAGUUCUCCUCUGGCCUUCUGCGGGCCUACUGUCGUGCACGAGGCAUCCGUCAGACCUUCACGCUUCCGGACUCUCCGCAGCAAAAUGGGAUUGCUGAGCGCCACAUUGGCAUGGUCAUGGAUGUCGCUCGUACGUCCAUGAUGCAUGCGGCUGCUUCCCAUUUUCUGUGGCUGUUUGCGGUUGGCGAUGCGUCGGCGUUCCGAAUCUGGGGAUCUCGGGCGUUUGUCCGCAACUUUUGUGCGGACAAGCUGUCCCCUCGUGCUGCUCCUUGCGUCUUCCUGGGGUUCCCCCCUGACGCACCUGGGUGGCAGUUCUACCACCCCACCUCUCGACGUGUUCUGUCCUCCCAGGACGUCACGUUUGACGAGUCGGUCCCCUACUACCGCCUCUUCCCCUACCGCACUCCGUCCCUACCCCCGCCCCCGCUCUUCCUUGUCCCAGGUCCCCCCCCGGUAGACCCCCUCCCCCCUCAGGGUCCUGCCCCUUCAGGUGUGUCCCAGGUAGACGCAGUCGAGCCUGUCGAGGUUACAGGUGACUCUGGUGCUGCUGUGGGUGCUGAGUCUGAGGGUGUUGCGAUUGGGGGUGCUGAGCUUGGGGGUGCUGAGCCUGGGGGUGCUGAGUCUGGAGGUGCUGCGCCUGGGGGUGCUGAGCCUGGGGGUGCUACGCCUGGGGGUGCUACGCCUGGGGGUGGUGUGCCUGGGGGUGCUGAGCCUGGGCGUGCUGAGCCUGGGGGUGCUAUGCCUGGAGGUCCUUUGGGUGCUUUGUCUCGUCGGAAGCCACUCUCUCCACCGGAGCUGCGCGAGUGGUUUGCCCAGCGCUGGAGGCGUGCUGCUGGAGCUGGAGGUUCUUCGGCUGUAGAGGGUGCUCGUGCCGCGGGUCGCGGAGGUGCUCGUACCGGGAGUACUGGAGCUGCUGGGCCUGCGGGUUUGACUGGAGCUGGUGCUGCUGCGGGCGUUGGUGCUGAGCCUACUGCUCGCGGUCCUGCUGGGGGUGCUACUGGUACUGCUGGAGGUUCUGGAGCUGCUGGAGGUGCUGCUGGAGCGGGUGCUCCUGCUGGGUGUACUGGUGCUGUCCCUGCUGUGUCUGGCGUCGCCGCACGGCCUCGACCGUACUUCGUACCACUCCUGCAGCAGGUUCUUGGUCUUCCACCUUCUACAGGUCUUCCUCCUUCUUUAGAGUGUCCAGAGCCUGUCCCGUCACAGCUACAGUUACACCCUGCCUCCCCACUACCUGCUCCCUUUCCCUACACUGGUCCUACUGGAGGUCUUGCUGAGCGUCGUGAGCCUGCGUCUCGUCCUGCGUCGCCUGUUUGUGCUGCUCGCACUAGUGGUCGCGGUUCGCGUCAGCGUCCUCCUCCUGUCCUUGGCACGCACCAGAUGUCUCUGCGUCUGUCCACUGCUCCUCUGCGUGCCCCUUUGCCUUCUCCUCCUGCGUCCUCUCUUCCUACUCUUAGGCGAUAG